Molecule: messenger RNA, 5166 nt
Organism: Zasmidium cellare ATCC 36951
Lineage: Eukaryota; Fungi; Ascomycota; Dothideomycetes; Mycosphaerellales; Mycosphaerellaceae
Exons: 1
Coding region: 1-5166 (1721 amino acids)
Biological process (GO): DNA-templated transcription
Cellular component (GO): RNA polymerase I complex
Molecular function (GO): DNA binding; DNA-directed RNA polymerase activity
Source: RefSeq, a predicted model, not a curated record
AUGAAUCCCUCGCAGCCCGUCGCCUCCCAGAUCGAAGGCGUCAACUUUGGCUACUUGUCCAGCGAAGAUGUGCGCGCCCUCUCAUGUCGACGCAUCACGAACCCGACAACCUUCGACACCCUACUGAAUCCUGUUCCCGGCGGCCUGUACAGUCUGGAGUUGGGUCAAUUCGGCGACAAUGCGUGUACAACAUGUGGCCUCAAGACGCCGCAAUGUCCGGGCCAUCCAGGCCAUAUCGAGCUCCCAGUGCCUUGCUACCACCCGACUUUCAUGGACCAGAUUCUACGGCUGCUUCGAGCGGCAUGCAUAUACUGCGGCAAGCUGAAGCUGCAGAGAGUGUUGGUAGCACGAUAUGUCUGCAAGUUGAGGCUAGUCAAAUAUGGGCUGUUGAAAGAAUUGAAUGAGCUGGAGGAGGUCGAGCUUAAGAGUGCCAAGAACAACAAGCCAACAGCAGGCUCGUCAGACGAAGAGGAAGACGAGGGAACGGAUGCGGAUUCGAAGCAGGUGAUCCAGAAGCUGGAGCAGUAUACGAAGGAUGCGGUCAAGGCUGCGAAAAAGGAAGGGCGUCUGUCGACGGAGAAGACUGAGACCGUCAAGAACGUUCGGGCUGCGAUAAUACGAGACUUCAUGUUUAACAUCACCAAGAGCAAGAAGUGCGGCAACUGCGGUGGCAUCAACCACAGUUAUCGAAAGGAUCGGUUUGUCAAGAUAUUCAGGAAGCAUCUGUCAGAAAAAGAGCAUUUGGCUGUGGUGCAGGCAGGACAGAAGGCCAAAGAUCCUGUGAUGGAGAUGAGGCGGAGAGUGAAGGCGGAGCAGAGUCGAAAGAGAAAGCGAGACAAGGACGAAGCCGUGGCUGAUCUCGACCGCAGCUCUGAGGAAGAGGAGGAGGAAGAAGGCGAGGGCGAUGAUGUGAACAUGGACGAUUCUGAGGGCGAGCCUGAGAUUGCAGGCGGCGAUGUGGCAGAAGCAACGGCAAAGACUGCGCAGAAGGCGAAAGAGGAAUACCUCAACCCUACUCGAGUACAUGCACACCUGCAGCAGCUCUUCGAACGCGAUGCCGAAGUCCUGGGUUUGGUGUACGGCAUGGACUCGAAGAAGUCCAAACUUUCCGCCGAUAUGUUCUUCCUUCACACAAUAUUCGUACCACCAAACCGAUUUCGACCAGAGGCGAAGACUGGCGACAACGAGAUCGCUGAAGCACAAGAGAACAGCCUCUACAAGAACAUCCUCACCACGUGCGACACUUUGACUGAAAUCCAGAAAGAGUUGAGCGGCAAGGAGCCUACGGUGACCCGGUAUCGUGCGCGGACCUACGCCGACUUCGAGACUACCUGGCUUACACUCCAAGAGAAUGUCAACUGCCUCAUCGACCGCAAUCUGUCGCCUCUUCAAGGACGAGCUGGCGCCAGAAAUGCCGACGGCGUUAAGCAAAAGCUGGAGAAGAAAGAGGGUAUGUUCAGAAAGUACAUGAUGGGCAAGCGUGUCAACUUCGCUGCUCGAACUGUCAUCUCGCCUGAUCCAAACAUCGAGACGAACGAGAUUGGUGUGCCGCCAGUCUUUGCCGUGAAGCUGACUUACCCUGAACCGGUAACGCAGUGGAAUUUCGAGGACUUGCAAGAGGCUGUCCGAAAUGGACCACACAUCUGGCCUGGAGCUGUUGCAAUCGAAAGCGAAACAGGUGCGAUAAUGAAUCUGGAUCGAAAGAAUGCGGAAGAGCGAACCGCACUGGCAAAUCAACUUCUGGCCCCAUCACCCUCUGGCAACACUCGCGGUGCAAGACCGAAGAAGGUGCAUCGACAUUUGAACAAUGGCGACAUUGUCAUCAUGAAUCGACAGCCUACACUGCACAAGCCCAGUAUGAUGUGUCACAGAGCGCGUGUGCUGCCAGGAGAAAAGACUCUCCGCAUGCACUACGCCAAUUGCAACACGUACAAUGCCGAUUUUGACGGAGACGAGAUGAACAUGCACUUUCCACAAAACGAAUUGGCAAGGGCAGAAGCUUUGACUGUGGCCGACACUGACCAUCAAUAUCUCUCUGGAACGGCUGGAAACCCACUGCGUGGUCUCAUUCAAGAUCAUAUCUCCAUGGCUGUGUGGCUCACGAACCGAGACAUGUUCUUCGAACGAGGCGACUACAUGAACUUGCUCUACUCUGCGCUACGACCCGAGCACGGCCAUACGUCAACUGGCAGAGUUGAGACUGUCCCACCGGCCAUAAUCAAGCCUAAACCUCUCUGGACUGGUAAGCAGGUCAUCACGUCGGUCCUCAAGAACAUCAUGCCGGACAACACGCAAGGCCUGACCAUGUCGGGCAAAUCGACCACCAGUGGAAAGCUGUGGGGUGCCGUGGGCGAGAGUGAGAACAUCGUGAUUGUCCAGCGAGGAUAUCUCUGUCAAGGUAUCCUCGACAAGAAGCAGAUCGGUCCGUCGAGCGGUGGCUUCAUCAAUGCCAUCUAUGAAGCGUAUGGGCACACCAUUGCUGGGAAGAUGCUCAGUAUUCUUGGACGACUGUUGACAAAGCUGCUUCACAUGCGAGCCUUCUCUUGCGGUGUGGAGGAUUUAAUCUUCACCAAGAAGGGCGAGGUCGAUCGGCAGAAAGCUUUGGCUGGUGCAGCGGACGUUGGUCUUGAAGUUGCGGCGAAGUACGUUUCAUUGACGGAUCAAAAGCCCAAGAGCGACGACAAGGAGCUUCGACGACGAUUGGAAGAUGUGCUCCGCGACGAUACGAAGCAGCAUGGUUUGGACCAGCUCACCAACGGCGCAACCAAGGAUCUCAGCUCGGACGUCUCGAAUCAAUGCAUGCCAGCGGGCUUGGCCAAGCCAUUUCCCAAGAAUCAGAUGCAGACUAUGACCAACUCUGGUGCGAAGGGUUCGCAAGUCAACGUCAACCUCAUUUCAUGUAACCUUGGGCAACAGGUUUUGGAAGGUCGAAGAGUGCCUGUGAUGGUGAGCGGCAAGACAUUACCCUGCUUCAAGCCUUUCGAAUCCAGCGUCCGAGCCGGAGGAUACAUUGUGGAUCGCUUCUUGACUGGUAUCCGGCCCCAAGAAUACUUUUUCCAUGCCAUGGCUGGCCGAGAAGGACUGAUUGAUACAGCUGUCAAGACAUCGCGAUCUGGAUACCUCCAGCGCUGCAUUAUCAAGGGUAUGGAAGGUCUCAAAGUCGAGUACGACACGUCUGUUCGCCACAGUGAGGACGGUAGCGUCGUCCAAUUCCUGUACGGCGAGGAUGGUCUCGACGUCGGCAAAGCCAAGUACCUCCCGGAUUUCAAGUUCGCCGCGGAGAACUACCUCUCCCUCUUCAACACCUUCCAAAUGAAGGAGUCCUUCGAGCGCAUGAUCAACGAGGACGCGAAAGAGCACGCCAAAAAGGCCGAAAAGCUGUAUCGCAAGAAGGGUGAUCUUGGCGCCAGUGAUCCUGCCCUUGCGUUGUAUCCACCAAGUACCUACGGAGGCAGCGUGAGCGAAAAGAUUCUUGUUGACUCGAGAAAGUUUGUCGAAGAGAACAAAGAGCGUCUCAUUCGCGACAGGAAGAAUGGCAUCGAUGGCAUUGGAACGGUGUCCAAGAAGAACUUCAACAGCAUCCUCGACAUGCGAUAUCUCAAGUCUGUAGUGGAGGCUGGAGAGGCUGUUGGUGUCGUUGCUGGUCAAUCCAUCGGUGAACCGUCGACGCAGAUGACCCUGAACACUUUCCAUUUGGCUGGUCACGCGGCGAAGAACGUCACACUUGGUAUCCCUCGUCUUCGAGAGAUCGUCAUGACCGCUGCUACGAACAUCUCCACCCCAGCCAUGACCUUGAAGUUGAAUGACGACAUCAACGUCGAGGAGGCGAAGAAGUUUGCAAAGGGCAUCAGUAAGCUGUCGCUGGCGGAGAUUGUGGAUAAAGUCACAGUCAAGGAGACUACCGGCCAGGGUGUUGCGUAUGGCGAGGCGAAGAAGUACGAGGUCAAGCUCGAGUUCUUCCCGGCCGAAGAAUAUCAGCGCGAGUACGCCAUCACUAUUCAGGAUGUCGUCACGACCAUCGAACACCGAAUGCUUCCUCGACUGCAAGCCGCCACUCGCAAGGAGCUGAAGAAGCGCGGAGAUGCCAAGACUCUGAAGGCAGCGGACGAUGCUUUGCCAGAAAUUGGGAAGUCGGCUGGUCGAGUCGAAGAGGAGAGAGCUCGACCUGAGGGAGAGCGAGCCGGCCGGGAUGAUGAUUCUGAUGACGAGGGCGAUGAUGAUGCCACGUGGGACAAGUCGAAGAGCAACAAACAGCAAGCUGGCUACGAUGCAUACGAGGACGACGAGGAGCGAGACAUGAGAAGGAAGGACGCAACACCAGAGCUAGAGCCGGAGACUGAGGAAGAGAACGACUCUGCGUAUGGUGGCAGCCCGAGAUCCUCACCCGAGCCAGAUGAGGUGGCUCGCUCGAAUGCCAAGAAUCGCGAAACCCGCAUCAAAGGUGCCAGCAAGACGAACGAUGUCGUUGCUUUCUCCUUCGACGACAAGACCGGCUCGUCAUGUCGAUUCACCAUGGAGUACGACUCCACCACGGCCAAGAUCCUGAUGCUGAACCUUGUGGAGACAGCCCUUCAUCAAGCACUCAUCCAGUCUGUGCCUGGCAUCGCUAUGUGUAUGCUUGACGAACAAGGCACGAAGGAGGAGGCUGACGGAAAUCCCAUCAUUGCUGCGUCUGGAGUGAACAUCCCUGCCAUGUGGGAUUACCAGCACAUCGUCCACCCUCACCACAUCUACACCAACUCUAUUGCAGAUAUCCUGCGACAUUAUGGAGUUGAAGCCUGCCGAGGAGCCAUCGUCAGAGAGAUGCAAUCCGUGUUCGGCGGUCACGGUAUCUCCGUCGACACUCGCCACCUUACCCUGAUCGCAGAUUACAUGACCCGUGACGGCGUGUACCAGGCCUUCAGUCGAAUGGGAUACCGCAAUAACCCCAGUCCGUUCAUGAAGAUGAGCUUUGAGACGACGUUAGGCUUCUUGCGGGAUGCGGUGCUUGAGGGCGAUUUUGAUGACCUCAAGGGACCCAGUGCGAGGAUUGUGACGGGUAGAGUUGGUGGUGUGGGUACUGGAGGGUUUGAUGUGCUAAUGCCACUAGAAGAGAAGGUCACGGAGAAGGGUGUUAAUGAUGAAGAUGUUGACGAGGAAGGGGAUGUUGAGAUGGCAGAGGCAUAG